This is a messenger RNA of Tuber melanosporum (Perigord truffle), 1750 nucleotides long. RefSeq lists its product as uncharacterized. The record is from RefSeq and is a predicted model, not a curated record. Gene Ontology annotation, cellular component: trans-Golgi network. The transcript is spliced from 3 exons. Gene Ontology annotation, biological process: Golgi to plasma membrane protein transport. NCBI's taxonomy places the organism in Eukaryota, Fungi, Ascomycota, Pezizomycetes, Pezizales, Tuberaceae. Bases 104 to 1510 code for a protein of 468 amino acids.
CCGCCUCGUAACAAACAAACCACCUUUACUCUCCUUGACACCCUCCCCCCUCUUACAACAAAGCUCUGCCUCCCUUCUGUAGAACAAACUCCCGCUUUUAGCCAUGGCUUCCUCCAUCGAGGGAACUGCUCAGAUACAACCAAGCAAGGCUCUAGGAUUUCUUGUUCUUGGUUCUUCUGUAUACGAUGUUCUUAGUCGUCUCCGUGCUCAACACCGCAUAUUUCCCUCCAUCUCGGUAAUCUAUGACUCUGCUGCACCGUUAGCUUCUCCGAUCGUACUCAUGCUUGAUUCCAACGGUCUACGUCUUCGUUUCGAUGGGCCAGACCAACGCCUCCGGCUCAUCGAAGUGCUAGACUUUCAGAAAUCCAGAUUGUCCUAUAAUAGCGGUGAACUGACCAGGCCUGGAAUAGGGGCGGGGGGUCCUACUUUUCGGAGCAUUUACAAUAAGCUUUUUGGACCCACAUAUCCAGGAGAAUACAUGGAGGGCGAGGGUGUUUAUGUGCUAUCGUAUCCUGGAGUUGCGUUCUCAUUCCCAAUCGGUAGGGAAGCCUGGAAGGAAGGUGCGGAUUUCGUAUCUGUGCUCUCCUCACCAGACGCCCAGCCUGCCAGCAGUAUGGCUAUUUUUGCUGGUUCGUCCUGGCUAGAGGCACGAACUGGCUUAUUCACCCGACCGGUACAGAACCCAAGAUCACCUCUUGUGAGUGGAGCCAGUGCUAGGUUGUCUUCUGCGAAUGAUGAAGUGGAGUUUAUCAAGUUUCGUGAUGAAAAUAAGGUGGAAAUAACUCGCCGGCAUAACCAACCGUUUUGGAUUACAUUGCACUCGACCACCCCUCAAGACCUUAUCACAGAGCUAGGUCCUCCAAGCGCAAUAUACCGGAAGCACGAUCACAGGCUAUCCAUUCACAGAACUAGAUCACUAUCCGGGGGCGUAAGUGGAAGAGGCCACCAAGAUGAUACGGAUGAUACGGAGCCAGAAGACGCUCAAUCUGACGACGAGGAAGAUGUGUCCGAUGUCUCCGCGACAUCAAACAGCGAUUACUUCUACAACUACUUCCACCACGGAAUGGAUAUAUUCAUAUCUGCAACCCGCUCAUCUUCGCACCCAGUAGCUACCAAAAUCAUCAUCCACGGAAACGUACCCGGGAGUUUCGAGUUUCAAGGAUACCGACGAGCCCGUUGGAGCAUAGAGCUCGCGGCAAGCUCCAAGAUGGCAAAGGAGCUACGGCUGCACAGUGAGAUGGGAUUCGAUGAGGCGCUGCCCCUAUUGCGCGAAAAAUUCGGAGAAGGGCAGAGACCUAUGCCCUUGAACCGGGGGAGUGAUUCGCCGAGUAGUAGUUGUGAACUAUUGGGUGGAUGGGAAGAUAAUGAAAGCGCAGCUGAUAAGGUUGAUGUCAAGGGUGGACCUGGUGGAAGUGAAAGCACAUUUGGUAAUACAGAACUAUACGGGUUUCCUGGAUUCAUAUUUGAAGUCCUGAGGAAUAAAGCGAUAUCAUCUCUGACGGUAUUCUAAGCAAGUUGUGAUUGCCUUGUGUCGAGCGCGGUCAUUGCCGGGGGUUGCUAGCCCUGUGAGAUGUUUAUUUCUAAUCUAUAUCCUGACCCCCCCCCCACGCAUUCAUUAUUUUCUCCUGUUUUAACCGUUGUAUUAUUUUCUGCUUUUUGGUCAUUGGCGCAAGGAUGGGGCAUUCUGAUUUUUAUCCUUUUAUCCGACCGAGGGCCCGACAGAUUGUGUAAUGCGUUUUACGAUGUGAGA